Messenger RNA from Papilio polytes (common Mormon), 2997 nucleotides. Its product is annotated as esterase E4-like. The transcript is spliced from 3 exons. Lineage: Eukaryota; Metazoa; Arthropoda; Insecta; Lepidoptera; Papilionidae. The record is from RefSeq and is a predicted model, not a curated record. Bases 434 to 2026 code for a protein of 530 amino acids.
UUUGAGUCCUGGUUAAACUGAAUCCUAUUUAAUUUUAUUACUCAGACAAAUCUGAGAUCAAAUUGCAUUUAUUUCCUUGUUCUCAAGCCAAAACAUAAUAGCUUGUGAUGUUUUCGCAUUAAAGUCUAUAGAUUAAGUGCAUAAAUGAUUUUUAUCGAUGCAGCGCUAAAAUUAAUCAGCAAGGUUGUUCUUUUACAAUAAUCAGCGAACUGUGACUUUAGAGGACGUAAAUUCUCACACGUGACGAGACAUUAACUUUGUUAAAAUACUCGUAAUUUUCACACUAUUGUCGACCUGUAACAAAAAACACACCCAUUUCAUAUUUAUAUUUACAAGAAGAAUGAAUAUCAAGUUACAAUAUACGUGACUCUGUUAGGUGGUACUAAAGAACAACUAUAGGUUAAAAUUUGCCAUUAUCAUUAAAAAUUUGAAUAUGCCUACGGUUUCCACGGAGCAAGGGAUGCUGCGAGGCAUAAAAUCAAAAACUGACAAUGGAUUUGUGUUCUAUGAGUUUUUGGGUAUUCCAUAUGCCAAGCCGCCGCUGGGUCAACUGAGAUUUAAGAGUCCUCAAUCUCCAGAAAAUUGGAAUGGCGUGAGAGAUGCAAUAGUGGUUGACAAGAACAAAGUGUCAAUUCAAUUAGACUUAAUUACUGGUCGAGUUGUGGGAAGCGAAGACUGUCUCUACUUGAACGUCUAUACUCCUAAAAUACCAGUGGACAAAUCUGGAACAUUACCAGUAAUGGUCUAUAUACACGGUGGUGGUUUUAUCCGAGGCAAUGGAAUUUUAAAAACACAAUAUGGACCUGAAUUUCUCAUCGAACAUAAUGUAGUUAUUGUCACAAUCAACUAUAGGCUUUCUGUCCUAGGAUUUUUAUCCUUGGAUAUUCCUGAAGCAGCCGGUAAUAUGGGUUUAAAAGAUCAAGUUAAGGCUCUUGAGUGGGUCCAAAAUAACAUAAUAAAUUUUGGUGGUAACAAAAAUAACAUUACUUUAUUUGGGAUGAGUGCAGGCUCAGCUUGUGUUGAUUAUCAUAUUUUAUCACCAAAAUCUAAGGGUCUAUUCCAUAAAGCUAUUCUUCAAUCGGGCUCCUGUCUUAAUUACUGGACGCUUAAUAACGAUUCAAUGAAAUUAGUAAAUCUGCUCGCCGAAAAUUUGGGAUAUAAAGGAUCACUGGAAAAUAAAAUCGAUCUCAAUAACUUCCUUUUAAAUAUUCCUGGAACAGCGCUGACCACGUCGGCUACUCUGAUAGCCGAAAAUUGGACGGCUGAUGGGCUUUUCUUUGGAUUUGUUCCUAUUAUCGAAAAAGAUUUUGGCAAUGGUGAUGCUUUUUUAACUGAAAAACCAUAUCGAUUAUUAAAACAAGGUAAUUUCAACCGAGUACCUGUUAUCAAAGGUUUUUGCCAAAAAGAGGGUUAUUUAAUGCGUAUUGUGAGUCAAGAAACAAUAACACGGCUUCUGGAAAAGAAAAUGUUUACUGAUCGUUGGUCAAUCGAUAUUGAUGUUGAGGAAAGAAUUAAAUACAACGCUCAGCUGACUCAAGCUUAUUUAGAAGACAUUACACCAGAAGAUGAUUAUGAUACACUUGCAAUUGAUUUCAUAUCUGAUUCCGAAUUCAUCUCUGGCAUUUGGAUUAGUGGAAAACUGAUAGCUGGUCAUGGUGUACCUGUACGUUUCUAUGAGUUUUGUUAUGAUGGAAAGAUCAACUAUUUCAAACGACUUUGUAAUAUAAAGAGUAAAGGUGCGACACAUACUGACGAUGAAAGUUACUUGUUUUGUCAUCAAUUCUUGGAAGCAGCUACCGGACAGGAUUUAAUUAUGCAAAACGUCAUGACCAAGAUGUGGACUAAUUUUGCUAAAUCGUCUUCCCCUACUCCAGAAGAUAGAUUGAAUACUUUGACUGAAUGGCCCGUGUUCACAAUAAGUAAUCCUGUUUCGUUGAAAAUCGAUAAGAAAAUUAAAUUACUGAAUAAUUAUGAACCAAAAAGAAUGAAGAUUUUUGAAGAAAUUUUUGAAAAAUAUGAAAAAUAAUUCGAUGUAACUUUUUAACUUAUUUUAUUUCAUAAUUCUUAUUUUUAUUUAGGUUCGCGUAUUAAUUAUAAUUUACAAUUUACACGCACAAUGUUCAUAUAUUGUGUGUGUUUGUACUCGACUACUGUUUUGACUGGCGCUGAAUUAAAACGACAAAAUUCAUUAAAAUUAAGUCAUUUACAGUUCAGAAAGACAACUUUCAAAAAAAUAAGAAGUCAGCAGAAAAUAAUUAAAAACUAAACCAUAACUUGUUUAAAUUAGCGAAAGAAAUAUAACGUAAACUAAGUUUUUAUAGCAAUAGGUUGCAAAGAGCAAGGUAUUGAAUAACUUUUCAUCCGAAUACCAUGGACAUCACCAAAGGAACAGCAGCAACAUGUAAAAAAAAUCAUAAUUUUACAGGGUAAAAUAUUCACAAUUUUUCGUUGUUUUUAUCGACACAAUGAGAGCGUACCGAGUUCCAUCAAACCGAUUCAAACUCAGCAAUGAGAUAGCCGGAUGCACACCUGUGCGCGCCGCGAGCUGCGACCCGCCAUGCCGUGAGAACCGACAUCUCUGACAGCCUCCGCGUCAUCGACAGAUCGCGAAAACAAUCAGUUUGUAAUCUUACUAAUAUUUACAACACAAUUAUAAAAUGAGAAAAGCAAUCGCCAAUUUUAAAUUACACUUCUCAUUACCAAUAAUAGAUUUAAUUCCAAAAUACACAUGGCUAGUAAAACUUGACACAGGCGAAAUGUAUAAUUUAGAAGUGAAUUAGCAGCUUAAGGCAAUCAGAAAUGAAUAGUUCAUCUAAUUGUCGACUUAAACACCACUUCAUAAGAUGUAAUAUAAUUUAUUUGUCAUCAAAACUGAAUUUGCACUGUAUUAAAGCUUUACAAAGUGAGGUCUGUUGUUAUUUUGUACGCUUCGAACAUCCGCGUAGGACAAUUACCGCAACUUUUUGUUAUUCGAUAUGUAACCACGUUAAUUAAAUA